AUGUCUUCAGAGGAUAAGGAUACGUUACUUUCCAGUUUGGUUCAAACUGUGAGAUCAUCGAGUGCAUUGGCUGCACAGGAUAUCGAUUUCUACAAAAGUUUAGAUUCCAACAUUAAUGCAUCAUUAGAAGACACUUCUACGAACAUUUUAUCGUUAAUCAACGACUUGCUUUUGUCUAUUGAUCCCAAUAAUGAUGUAAUUCAGCAAGGGAAAGACAGUUUUGUGGAUUCUUGGAAAUCCAUAAGUAAUAUUAUGGAUAAUUUAUUUGAAAAGUCUGAUCAUGCACUUGACAACAUUAGAGCCGGAAAUGGUGGAAACGCUGGAGGUCCAUCACUUAAGUAUCUAAAUGAUGAUGAUCGUUCGAACAAUAAACCAUCCAAGAGGAUUGAAAAACCUCAACUAAGUUUUAAAACUCCUGUAGAUAACACAGAACUUCAUCCUUUCAAGCCAUUAUUGGAAUACAAACCCCAUAGUUUACAACCGUUCGAAAUUUCAUUGAAGAUGGUCCCAGAAGAGGAAUCCAUCCCGUCCCAUUACCCACAUCCAUACGAAUAUGAGAUCGACCACCAAAAAUACAAUGACUCCAUUCUUGUUGCAACAGAACCGAUCCCAUCAAAGGACUGGGAUGAAACUGAAGCAAUUUGGGUUGACACCGUUGAAGGCCUUAACAAAAUGAAAGAUGAAUUAAGUAAAGCCACAGAAUUAGCAAUCGAUUUAGAACAUCAUGAUUAUAGGUCUUACUAUGGUAUAGUUUGUUUGAUGCAAAUUAGUGACCGGGAGCAUGAUUGGAUUGUAGAUACUAUUGCAUUGAGAGAGGAACUUUACAUAUUGAAUGAUAUCUUUACCGACCCUAAUGUUACUAAAGUUCUGCACGGUGCAUUCAUGGAUAUCAUAUGGCUUCAACGUGAUUUAGGCUUAUAUAUUGUUGGCCUUUUUGAUACUUAUCAUGCCUCCAGGAUGUUAGGUUUUCCAAAACACAGUCUGGCCUAUCUUCUCGAAAGAUUUGCUAAUUUCAAGACUUCAAAAAAAUAUCAACUGGCAGACUGGAGAAUCAGACCGUUGACCAAGCCUAUGCUUGCAUAUGCAAGAGCUGAUACGCAUUUUCUCCUAAAUAUUUUCGAUAAAUUAAGGAACUCUCUACUGGAACAGAAUAAGAUGUCCGAUGUUUUGCAUGAAUCGAGAAAAGUGGCUAAAAGAAGAUUUGAAUAUAGUAGUUUCAGACCAAAGGUUCCGUCUUCAGCAGUGUUUUCACCUAUUGAAAAGGAUGAACCUUGGAAGAAUAUUAUGUUUCAGUACAAUAUUCCGGCUUCAAAGGAAUUACUUCUCCGUAGACUUUAUGAAUGGAGAGAUACAAUCGCCAGGAGGGAUGAUGAAUCUCCUCGUUACGUGAUGCCAAACCAACUACUUGUAUCGUUGGUGGCUGGUGCACCAACCGAACCCAUUAACGUAUUGUCUGUCAGCUCAUACGUUUCAGAGCAUUUAAGAACAAAUUCGAAGGUCAUUGCAAACUUGAUCAAAAGAACUUUAGAGGAUCUCAAAGGAAAUUCCAACUCUUCUGCGAUCCCACUUUUGGAAUCGGCCGAAAGUAACGGCACCGAUCUGGCCAAUAUAAUAACAACGUCCCAAAUUAAAUCCAUUCAGAAUAUAUUUCAUUCACUUGCUUCGGAAAUAAACUCUCAAAAGCUGAAUAACGAACAAAAUUCAGAGAAAUCUGUCCUAUUCAAUGGUAUUUCAAACUUGGAUGUGAAUACUGCCGUCAGAUAUACACCAAAGACGAGAACGCUCAUUCCACAACAUGAAUUAUUAAAGCGUCAGCAUGAAAUAACAAGGACGUUAGAACAAGAAUACACUGACCGACAAGCUCAGAGUAUUGUGCUACCGUCAAAUGAGGAUGAAGCUCCUACGCAAGUAUCUAACGAUGAAAACAGAAAUGAAGUCAUCACGUCUGAUCCUUCUCAGGAAGAGAUUGAAGAGAACAAGGAUGAAGUAAUUACGUUGCGCAAAAGACAAUCUCAAUCUAACAACAAACGAAAGACUAUCAGUCCACCUGCAAGUCAUGAGAUUAUGGAUUAUGCUGCUGGCUCCGACCUAUUGAACUCAACAAAGAAUAAUACAAACUCACAGAAGCAUAAAAAAAGAAGAUUCGAUCCUUACUCUGUUGAACAUGUCGGUCCACAGCCUAUCAAGAAAAAAUCAAAACCUGCCAAGGGUAAGAACGUCUCAUUCAAAAGAUAG
Messenger RNA from Kluyveromyces lactis, 2235 nucleotides. RefSeq names its product exosome nuclease subunit RRP6 (gene RRP6). Bases 1 to 2235 code for a protein of 744 amino acids. Gene Ontology annotation, biological process: exonucleolytic trimming to generate mature 3'-end of 5.8S rRNA from tricistronic rRNA transcript (SSU-rRNA, 5.8S rRNA, LSU-rRNA); poly(A)-dependent snoRNA 3'-end processing; histone mRNA catabolic process. Gene Ontology annotation, molecular function: 3'-5'-RNA exonuclease activity; nucleotide binding; nucleic acid binding. Gene Ontology annotation, cellular component: nuclear exosome (RNase complex); nucleolus. NCBI's taxonomy places the organism in Eukaryota, Fungi, Ascomycota, Saccharomycetes, Saccharomycetales, Saccharomycetaceae. The transcript has a single exon. The record is from RefSeq and is a predicted model, not a curated record.